Molecule: messenger RNA, 2007 nt
Organism: Austrofundulus limnaeus
Lineage: Eukaryota; Metazoa; Chordata; Actinopteri; Cyprinodontiformes; Rivulidae
Gene: trip4
Product: thyroid hormone receptor interactor 4
Exons: 13
Coding region: 80-1792 (570 amino acids)
Biological process (GO): rescue of stalled cytosolic ribosome
Cellular component (GO): nucleus; RQC-trigger complex
Molecular function (GO): zinc ion binding
Source: RefSeq, a predicted model, not a curated record
GUGUCCGACUAGAAACAURUUCAAGCUAAAACUUUAAAUUCUCCUUUCUUUGAGCUCACAUUUAUUUGUUGGUUAAAAAAUGUCGACGGACUUGUUGCAGUGGUGUGUGGACCAGUUACACCAUAAAUUUGGCUUAGAGGCAUGUGAGGACAUCGUAAAGUAUAUUCUAUCCAUUGAAAAACCUGAAGAGAUUGAGGAGUACGUGGGAGACCUCCUGCAGGGCACUGAUGGGAGAAAGGGGCAGUUUAUAGAUGAGCUCCUCUGCAGAUGGAAGAAAACCCAAAGACAGGCCACAGAUACAGCAAAUCUUGUCCUUCUCAGGGACUCCGUGUCACCCAUCGACUUCACCAAAGAUACCCAGAAGAAGUCUAAACGUAAAGGGCGUAACAAACAGGAGGUGAUGACUGUGAGCCGAACUGAGCCUGAACCUGAGGUGGUUAAAACUCCAAUCGAUCUGAUGAGGGCUCAGGAGAUUGGUAGUAGUUCUUCAGGAAAGAAGAAAACCAAGUUUGUCAAUCUCUAUGCCCAAGAGGGCCAGGACAAGCUGGCGGUUUUGCUGCCAGGUCGACACAGCUGCGAGUGCCUCGCCCAAAAACACAAACUUAUCAACAAUUGCGUGAGCUGUGGCCGUAUUGUUUGUGAGCAAGAGGGCUCAGGGCCCUGCCUCUUCUGUGGAAGCCUGGUUUGCACACGAGAGGAGCAGGAGAUUCUGCAACGAGACUCCAAUAAAAGCCAGAAACUCAGAAAAAAGCUGAUGGGAGAUUGUGGAGAAAGAGAGCUUCUUCCACACCAAGAAGCUAAGAUUAAAGCYGGCUUGGAUAAAGCUAUUCAGCACAAAGAGAAACUGCUGGAGUUUGACAAGAACAGUGUCAGGAGAACGCAGGUUCUGGACGAUGAGUCCGAUUACUUUGCCACCGAAUCCAAUCAGUGGCUGUCCCCCGGUGAGCGGGAGAAGCUGAGGAAAAAGGAAGAAGAGCUCAGAGAACUUCGCCACGCCUCCCGCAAGGACAGGAAGAUCACUCUGGACUUUGCUGGAAGACAAGUGUUUGAAGAGGAAAACAACUUGACCGAGUACUACAGCAAGUUGGAUGAGACACUCAGAGCUAUGAACAGUGGCUCAACGUCACAAUCAGCUAAAUAUUCUGGAAGAAAAAAUGAAAAACAGAACCUUGGCGGCUUGGUCAACCCAAACAUCCCUCAAUCUGCACCAGAGUUGGUGGACCCUGAAGGCAGCGAGUACCACAGGCGACCCAAGAAUGUGAGAACAGCUGCAGUGGAGCAGAAAGGAGGAGGAGAACGCCACCAGCUGCGGCUGCAGGACAAGGAGCUGCAGGAAAGCUCUGAUGGAGGCUGGUGCCUCAGCAUGCAUCAGCCAUGGGCCUCACUGCUGGUCAAAGGCAUCAAGAGGGUUGAAGGACGGACGUGGUCCACAUCGCACCGAGGCCGACUUUGGAUCGCUGCUGCAGCCAAGAAACCCACUCCUCAGGAGAUCGCUGAGGUGGAAGCCUUAUACCGCCACAUCUACAGGAAAGAGCCAAAGUUUCCAAAAGACUAUCCCACUGGAUGCCUGCUGGGUUGUGUAAACGUGACUGACUGUCUCGCUCAGGAGCAGUUUAAAGAACAGUUCCCCAAUACCUGUGAGGAGUCUGGCUCUCCAUUUGUCUUCAUCUGCACCAACCCCCAGGAGCUGUUGGUGAAAUUCCCCAUGAAAGGGAAGCAUAAGAUCUGGAAGCUGGAGAGUCACUAUCACCAGGGUGCCAAGAAGGGGCUGCUCCCGUCAGCUGCAGACUGACACUGGAGGAACACGGCAAACUGUCCUUUCUCCAACUGGUUUCAGGCUGUAGUAACAGUGUUUGCCCAGUCUUUGGGUUUAAUUAACAACAGUUUGCACAAGAAAUACUGGUUAAAGUUCGUCAAUGCAAAGAUUAACAUUCUAGUAAAAAUCUGUUCAGACAAAUGUCCACUGUUCUUUGACUCUGUUUACACAAAUAAAAGGUUUUAAGCUGC